Messenger RNA from Gopherus evgoodei (Goodes thornscrub tortoise), 1022 nucleotides. It is a transcript of the gene PDZD9, whose product is annotated as PDZ domain containing 9. The record is from RefSeq and is a predicted model, not a curated record. Gene Ontology annotation, molecular function: protein binding. Lineage: Eukaryota; Metazoa; Chordata; Testudines; Testudinidae. The annotation marks the transcript as partial. The transcript has 2 exons.
AUUUUUCCCCUGGCAGGUGAUAUUUUGAUUAAAAUUGGACACGCUAACGUUUUAGGAUGGACACUGCGAGAGCUUUGGCAACUUUUGCACAAUAUUCCCAUAGGAACAGUUCUACAGAUCAGGGUUUACAGAGAUUUUGUUGAAGUACCUCAGUGCUGGCAAAAUGCACUUGAAUUAAUUCCUGAAGUAAAGCCUCCUGUGAAGACAGACAUUUCAAGUAAAGACAGUGAGACAAAAGACGACACAUGGACAAGUAGUGAUGAUUAUGAAGACGUGGACUCGGACAGAAGUUUUAGAUACAAAACUACACAAUCAUUUUGUUAUGAUUCUACCAAAGAAUUGCCAUCAAUAUCAAAAACGUGGCAUGCAUUCAAAAGAAAAAAACACACAUUUACUGUAGGUGCUGACAUUGGAUGUGAUAUUAUAAUUCAUAAAGAUUUUGAUGCAUGGUAUAGUUCUGACUUUGCUACUGAUGGCAUUAGAUCUUCAUACUGGACUAUGGAAACACAUGACAGUGAAUCAUCAUCAUCCUCUUCCUCUAUAUCAGAUGCAUUUUGGCUUGAAGAGUUUGCCAGUAUUUUGGAAUAACUGAAUGGUCACAUCCAAUUUUAAGCCUUCAGAAAUUGGAUUUUUCUGAAGCACUUCAUCAGCUGAAGGUUCACUUUCAAAAUAUUGAUUUUAAAAUUAGUUAAAUUGAAGAUUUAGCACAGCACGCCUUGACUGCCUAGGAUAUUUGGAAAUCUGGAUUCUAAGAUGAUAGCUGCUACCCAAAGCCACACUUCCAGAUCAUAAAGAAAAAACCUGCUAAAAUCUCCAUCAAUCCUAUUUGUGAAGGGAACAUUAAACAUGCUGCUUCGGUGAGUCCAGUGAUCAAGGUACAGCAGGCAAGUGGUAGAGCUGCAGUAUAUUGCUUUUAAAGGUAAGUUUGAUAAUUUACUUAAGGUAGAUAUGGCGCAAAUAGUAAUUUUACCAACAACUAUUCUUGAAUGUGUUGAGGAUAUAUAGCUGGGAUAUUAACUGUG